Messenger RNA from Coniosporium apollinis CBS 100218, 1830 nucleotides. RefSeq lists its product as uncharacterized. Gene Ontology annotation, molecular function: pyridoxal phosphate binding; cystathionine gamma-synthase activity. Lineage: Eukaryota; Fungi; Ascomycota; Dothideomycetes. The transcript is spliced from 6 exons. Gene Ontology annotation, biological process: transsulfuration. The record is from RefSeq and is a predicted model, not a curated record. The coding region runs from base 1 to 1830 and encodes 609 amino acids.
AUGGAAGUAUCGUUAACCGUAGUAGAGGAGAAUGUAGGGGAGUCAAUUCCUCCUAUGACGGCUCAUGCCGUAAGUGUGUCAUUACCAACGUGGCGGGCGAACGUGGGUUACGAGGAGGGUCAAGAUUGGGUCGUCAGCAGGAUGCAGACUGGCUAUCCCAGGUUCUUUAUACACAAAUCCAUCGCUCGAUUUGCCGCCGCGGUGGCUGAGAAAUAUGGCUUGCCAGGGGAAGAAGCUAUGCUUUUCCCAUCUCAUGCUGUAGCUGCACGCUGCGUUUCUUUCCUCCAUGACCAAGCGCCGGAACUGGGACCAAACUACGUUCGGGUCGUAGACCUAGUACCAGAUCACGAGAAGGCAGCGGCGGAAGGUGUCCGCAAAGUGUCACCGAAAAUAUCUGCGGUCAUGUUUCCGAAAGAGAGCUUCAAAAUCGCGAAGACGUUCUGGCAGCACUCGGGCGAUGGCGUCUCCAGCCGGCGUGCGGAGUACUGUCACAAAGCAUUCGAGGAUGGUUUGCUGGCGGAAAGGACUAGAUCUGAGGGCAUUCAACGCAUGUGCAAAGGGCCCCGGCGAUACCAGAAGCAAGCGUCUGUUGAUCUGGGUGCGAGGCGGCCUUCGUUAAGCGGCCAUGCAAAUUCGAAUGGCGUAUCGAACGGAACAACCGAGGGGCAGGACCCUACCCAAUUCGUCGAGGAGAGAUUUGGAAGAAACCUGGAUCUGUCCUUUGCUGCGAACGCCAAGCUAGCGGUCAGACGGCGCAUCGCAGGUUCUUUGACUGCCGACGUUGAGCUAACAGAAGCGUUGGAGAUGGCCCAAGAUAUGAAGAGGACACGGGAAGUCGCCGGUUUCUCUGAAGAUGAUGUCUACCUGUAUUCAACAGGGAUGAGCGCGAUUUUCAAUACCCAUAGAUCGAUGCUUAUCGCUCGAGGUCCGCUCAAGAGCAUAAGUUACGGGUUUCCUUACAUCGACACGCUCAAGAUCUUGCAAAAAUUCGGUCCUGGCUGUCUAUUUUACGGCCACGGAUCGUCCGAAGACCUAGACGAUCUAGAGAGACGGCUGGAGAACGGCGAAAGGUACCUCGCGUUCUUCUGCGAGUUCCCCGGCAAUCCUCUGCUCAGGACUCCAGACCUACGACGCAUUCGUGCUUUGGCAGACAAGUACGAUUUUGGUGUCGUAGUCGACGAAACAAUCGGCAAUUUUCUCAACGUCAGCGUGCUGCCCUACGCCGAUGUGAUAGUAAGCAGCUUGACAAAGAUUUUCAGCGGCGCCAGUAAUGUUAUGGGUGGAAGUGCAAUACUCAACCCAAAGAGCCGGUACUACGACCUUUUGAAACAGACAUGGGCCACGGAAUACGAGGACAACCUGUGGCCGGAGGAUGCUAUCUUCCUAGAGCGCAACAGUAGGGAUUUUGUAUCGCGUAUAGAAAGGACCAACGUAAACGCGGAAGCAAUAUGCGAUAUCCUGCGUGCGCAUCCAGCAGUAAAACAAGUCAACUAUCCGAAGUACGGUCCAGGUCGAGAGUUCUAUGACCACUGCCGCACGCCGAACGGCGGAUACGGUGGCUUGCUAUCAGCAACCUUCCACAAGCCUGCCGAUGCGAUCGUUUUUCUCGACAAUCUGGAUACUGCGAAAGGACCUAGUCUUGGGACGAACUUCACUCUGAGCUCCCCAUAUACGAUACUGGCCCACUACACCGAGCUUGAUUGGGCUGCAUCCUUUGGGAUUGAAGCUCAUUUAAUCCGAUUUAGCGUUGGUCUCGAGGAUACGACUGACUUGAUGGCUACUUUUCAAAGAGCGUUGAGUAAGAUUCCCCUCGCCAACGGCUCAUCAUGA